AUGGAGGACAAAGCUGAAAAAGGACAAGCAGCAUACAUCGCUCCAUUGUCCACAGCACCAGGCAGCGAAGCGGCGACUGAAGAUGAGAUCCGGGAUAUGGAACAUGUCACUGCCUGCCUGCCGGCGCGGGUUUGGCUUGCUGCAACGAUUGGAAUGGCAGAGCGGUUUGCGUACUAUGGCACACAGAAGAACUAUCUCCAGAACAGCCUAGAUGACCUCAUACCUGGCGCGAUGGGAUUAGGAAAGACUCAUGCUACCACGGUCAAUUUGGCUUUCACCGUUACAGUGAAUCUGUUGUCAUUGCCGGCGUCAAUCCUGGUUGAUGGACGUCUAGGGAGAUAUAAAGCUUUGCAGAUCUUCACUGGAAUCUAUGCUCUAGGGUCUGCAAUCCUGUUCGGCACUUCAUUUCCCUCCGAGAUGAAGAGCGGCGUUUCUCGUAUAGGGUUCAUAUUUGGAAGUAUUCUGAUCGCUGUGGGACUGGGCGGUGUUCAAGCUUCAGUACAGCCUUUCAUUGCGGACCAAUAUACAGAGCAAACUAUGCGGAUAAGGAUCAGGAAGAAUGGCCAGCGGGUGGUCGAAAGUCGCGAACUGACCAUCCAGUAUAUCUACAAUGUGUACUUUUGGAUGGUGAAUGUCGGGUCACUGGGGAUCAUUGCUACCACGUUGAUGGAAAAGUAUAUUGGCUUCUGGUCCGCGUACCUGCUGGGUCUGUGUGCCGUCGUACUUGCCGUGGUGAUUGUCCAUUUAGCAAGACCAAAGUUUGUUCAUCCUGUCCCACAAGGCUCUGUUCUUCCACGUGCAGCUCGCUGCCUAUGGUAUGCUACCCGGGAUGGCUUCAGCUUGGACGCCGCUCGGCCAGAGUACCAGCUAGAGAAGCACCAGCGAGUGGUGCCAUGGGACAAGGACUUUAUUUCUGAGCUUCGGAGUGCCCUGUCUGCAUUCAAAAUCUGCAUUGGAUGGCCCAUUUUCUGGGUAUGCAUGGGACAGGGUGCUCAAGUCUCAAUCUCGCAAGCCGGACAGAUGGAAACCCACGGCAUCCCCAAUGACCUGAUCAAGACGUCGAACCCGAUCCCCUACGUGAUUUUCGGCGUGCUCAUCCAGAAACAGCUCUAUCCUCUUCUCCGACGACGCAAGAUCCACUUCAGCCCCGUCAACCGCAUCAGUCUGGGAUUCUUCAUCAUGUCCGUGGCCAUGGCGUAUUCCGCAGUCGUGCAGGCAAUCAUCUAUCGCUCCGGUCCAUGUUACUCCCAUCCACUGUCGUGCGCUGCAUCAGGUGGCCGCACCCCGAACCAAGUGCAUGUUUUGCUUCAGCUACCGACUUUUGUGAUCAUCGCCCUGGCCGAGGUGUUUUGCUGGCCCACUGGAUCAAAGUGCACGUAUUUGCAUGCCCCGAAGAGCAUGAAGUCGGUUCUACAGGCGUGCUAUAUCAGCACUGCUGGAGUCGGAUAUCUGUUAGGAAUGGCUUUGUCGCCGCUGGCUAAGGAUCCUUUACUUGUGGUGCUAUGGUCUGUGACGGCCGGGAUGAUGUUCCUGACAGCUUGCGCUUUUCGAAUCGCAUUCCGGAAGUACUAG
Aspergillus novofumigatus IBT 16806 is the source of this 1572-nucleotide messenger RNA. RefSeq lists its product as uncharacterized. The coding region runs from base 1 to 1572 and encodes 523 amino acids. The record is from RefSeq and is a predicted model, not a curated record. Lineage: Eukaryota; Fungi; Ascomycota; Eurotiomycetes; Eurotiales; Aspergillaceae. The transcript has 7 exons. Gene Ontology annotation, cellular component: fungal-type vacuole; plasma membrane. Gene Ontology annotation, biological process: transmembrane transport. Gene Ontology annotation, molecular function: dipeptide transmembrane transporter activity; tripeptide transmembrane transporter activity.